AUGGGCGCCGUCGUCUCUUGCAUCACUGGCCUGUUCCGCGCCGUCGGCUCGUGCAUCAUGGCCGUCAUCAGCGGCAUUGGUGGCAUCCUGCACGCCAUCAUCAGCGGCGUCGUCAGCUUCCUCGAGAUCCUCGUCAGCUGCCUGACCUGCGGCUACUGCGGCGGCUCGCGACGGAGCUCGGGGGGCAUGGGGAGGAGACAUCGCGCAGUGGUAUAA
Molecule: messenger RNA, 216 nt
Organism: Phialemonium atrogriseum
Lineage: Eukaryota; Fungi; Ascomycota; Sordariomycetes; Cephalothecales; Cephalothecaceae
Exons: 2
Coding region: 1-216 (71 amino acids)
Source: RefSeq, a predicted model, not a curated record